GCGCUGACAUGYUKUCUUUAUCUAUGCAUUGUAUUGACRCAAGCCGUAUGGGUURUAUGGGUAUCAUUGUUUCAACACAGGAAAAURCACAUUGUGUUMUUUUGCGUAUAACAUAGUUUUUUCUCAUUUGCGAUUAUUCCGUGCUGAAAAAAAGUAACAUCGUGUUGGCGACGUUAGGCGCGAAGCCUAAAAAAKAAUUUUAGUAGAUAAGUAUUGUGGGCAUGAGCUACUUUUCGUUAUUCAAUUUUGAUUAUCGACAUCAAAAAUAAAGAUAGAUAUAUCUGUUUCAGUUGAUUUUUGCUGACAUGAGCCCAAGAAAAAGUCAGUUUUGGACUCACUUUUGGAAAGCGUCGGAGGGUAAGGUAAAAUGUCUAUUGUGGCGAACCAUUAUCAGUUAAAAAUAGAUCUACCUCUUCACUUAUCAGGCAUAUAAAUCAAAAACAUCCUACUCAACCAAUCAGUAGACAAACAGUAGCAGAAGCCCCAAUUAAAGAAAAUAAUUGUUCAAGUUCCGAUCAACAGUUACAACGUCGCUUGCCAUUUAAGAUGGCUCCGAAGAAAAGUCCAUUGUGGGCUCACUUUUCGAAAGAGUCGGAUGGCAAGGUACAAUGUCUCUCUUGUGGACAAGAAUUAUCAGUUAAAAAUAGAUCUACAUGCACACUUAUCCGGCAUAUAAAGAAUAAGCAUCCUACUCAUCCAAUCAGUAGGCAAACAGUCACAGAAGUCCCAAUUAAAAAAGAUAAUUGUUCAAGUUCGCAUCAACAGUUACAACGUUGCUCGACAUUUAAAAUGGCCCCCAAAAAGAAGAAAAGUCAGCUUUGGACUCACUUUUCGAAAUCGUCGGAGGGGAAGGUAAAAUGUCUCUAUUGUGGACAACAAUUAUCAAUCAACAAAAAUAAAUCAACAUCCUCACUUGUCCGGCAUAUAAAGCAUAAGCAUCCGACUCAACCAAUCAGAAGACAAAUAGUAACAGAAGCCCCAAUUAAAGAAGAUAAUUGUUCAAGUUCUCAUCACUUGUUGCAUGCAGCAGAAGAUUCUGCUCAAUAUCCAUUAUCAUCAGGAGGAGGUAAAUUGCAGGUCAUCACCAGUUACAGUCAAGAACCUCUGUCAAUUGGGAAACAAAAAGAAAUUGAUAAACAGUUAAUGUUCAUGAUUGCAAAGGAAUUUCAUCCUUUCAGCAUCGUCGAGGAUAAAGAAUUUAAACGCCUGCUUUAUUUACUAAAUCCUAAUUACAAAGUUCCCACGAGGAAGAUAGUUUCAAAUUUGAUGAUUCCAGCACUUUACAAUGAAGCACUUGAAUUAGUUAAAAGUCGUUUAGAUAGAGCAUUUGCGGUAUGUCUAACAACUGAGGGCUGGACUUCCCGCACAAAUGACUGUUUUUACAGUGUUACCGCCCAUUAUAUUGUAGAGGAAAGCAACAAUACCUUCUUGUCUUCCGAUUUGCUAGGAUGUAUAUCUUACACGAAAAAUCACACUGCUGAAAAUAUAGCAGACAAGCUUAGAGAAGUCAUAGAGGAAUGGAAAUUGACUAAUAAAAUAGUUGCCGUUGUGUCAGAUAAUGAGGCAAAUAUGAAAGCAGCUGYUCGUAUAGGCGGGUGGARUCACUGGGGUUGUUUUGCWCAUUCUUUAAAUUCGGUUGCUCAAUCAGGUUUGAGUGAAAUUAAAGAAGUUGUAGAAAAGAUAAAAAAUAUAGUUGGUUAUUUCAAAAGCAGUAGCCAGGCCCUUUCUCAACUACAAGCUUCUGCAGUAGGUAUGGACAUGCCUGAAAUAAAAUUAAAAAAUGAAGUAGCAACACGCUGGAACUCUACCUACGACAUGAUAUAUAGAGUGUUACAGAUGAAAAAUGCCAUUAUCUUUACUUUAUCUGUUUUAAAAACAUUAUCGCUUAGCAAGCAACACGAUGAUCUUGAAUUGAUUACUCAACUUCAUGAUGAUGAAUGGAUUGUGGCAGAACAAGCGAUAAAAGUACUGGAAAUUUUCAAUUUGGUGACACUCGCCAUAAGCUCAGAGCAAAAACUUAAUGCUUCUUCUAUCAUAUUUUAUUAUAAGCAGAUCAGUAAAGAUUUAAAUUAUACUGAUUUAAAUGAAGUUAUGCCCCAAGUUAGAAAUAUGGUAGAAAAACUUAAAUUUGAACUGCAGAACCGCUUUUCAGAUAUACAAGAAAACAAUUUAAUAGCUCAAGCAACUAUUUUGGACCCCAGAUUUAAAAAAUUAGGGUUUAUAGACGAGGAAGGGUACAAACGCGCUGUAGAAAACUUAUAUACAGAGGUAGCUAACACUACACUGGCUGAUGAGAAUGUAGAAAAUAAAAGAUGUGAUAGUUUUAUUAAAAGCGAACCAAUAGACCAAAAUAUUACACUUGAAAAAAUCUUUAUUGAUGUUUUAUGGAAUGACUUUGAUGCGGAAGUUCGACAACACUUAAAGCCGAGCAAUUCCACAAUAUCUGCCAUUGAAGAAGUUAAUAAAUAUUUAGAGGAAAGUAUUUUACUUAGAAAGGAUUCCUCAGGAGUAUGUCAAGAUCCUUUUGUCUGGUGGCAUCAAAGGAAGCACAUAUACCCAAAACUAUACCAAAUUAUGAAAACGCGACUAUGUAUAAUGGGUACAUCUGUCCCGAGCGAGAGAAUAUUUUCUAAAGCAGGGCAGAUAGUUAGUGCAAAACGGGAGAUAUUGAAAACCGAUAAAACAUCUCAACUAGUUUUUUUAAGCUAUAAUUUAAAUAAUUGUAAUUAGUCUGUUUAUCAAAAACAACUUACUUUAAGUUUUUUACAAGCAACUUUUAUUUUUAUUUCAGAAUUUGCUGCUGGUUUUUACUAUUUUGUAAUAGUAAUAGUUGUUUGUUAAUUUUUUCUUUUCUUUAAUAUACUUAUUUGGAACUCUGUUUUAUGUAGAAUAAAUGUAAAUAAUUAAAAUAUAUUGAAUUUUAAAG
This is a messenger RNA of Dendroctonus ponderosae (mountain pine beetle), 2926 nucleotides long. Its product is annotated as E3 SUMO-protein ligase ZBED1. Gene Ontology annotation, molecular function: DNA binding; protein dimerization activity. Bases 547 to 2730 code for a protein of 727 amino acids. Lineage: Eukaryota; Metazoa; Arthropoda; Insecta; Coleoptera; Curculionidae. The record is from RefSeq and is a predicted model, not a curated record. The transcript is spliced from 2 exons.